AUGAAGAAUAAGAAGAAUAAGACAAAGAGCAAUACUACGAAGAACAACGAAAACAAAGAAGAAAAAGAAGGAGAGAUGAAGUUUUCCCAAACGCUGCUCUCUUCGAAGAUCGGUUCUGUGCUGACCAAACGACCGUACGAUUUGAACCUAUCGCACAAAACAGAAAAGAUUGAAAAUCCGUUUCACGAAAUCUUAAUCAGAGACGACGUGUUGAGCAAGAAAGAGUGCGAUUCGAUCGUCGCGUCCAUCUGUUCGAUUUUUGAGUAUCAACUGGCCACGAGCCGAGGACCGAAAUUCGGAGAAGCGAGGAGGAAAAACAAUCGGAUGUCGUUCGCAGACGAGAAAUUAGCGAAAAUGUUAUGGGAGGAUAUCGGGUUGAAGACUAUGUUUAUUCGCAGCGACGACGAAGAAGAAGAAGAAGAAGAAGAAGAAGAAGAAGAAGAAGAAGAAGAGGUUUUUCACUCUCUCAAUGAAAAUUUCAGAGUGUACGAAUACACGGAAUCGCACCAUUUCGGGCCGCACAUCGACGAGCGCGUGCGAACGAAGAACGCGCGACAUCAAAAGUUAGUGAGCACGCACACGAUGCUCUUAUAUUUAGCCGGAGAAGAGAACGGGCUGAAAGGAGGGAACACGUAUUUCUUGGACGACUAUAGAAAUCGAAUCGCGAGCGUGACGCCAAAGGCUGGACGUGUUUGUUUCUUCAGGCACGGCGAGGAGAAGUGCGAACACGAAGGGGAGGAAAUAUUCGCAGGGAAGAAGAUUGUGCUGAGAAGCGACGUGUUUAAAUUAGUGGAUGUAGAAGAAUAG
Molecule: messenger RNA, 807 nt
Organism: Bathycoccus prasinos
Lineage: Eukaryota; Viridiplantae; Chlorophyta; Mamiellophyceae; Mamiellales; Bathycoccaceae
Product: DEHA2A02134p
Exons: 1
Coding region: 1-807 (268 amino acids)
Biological process (GO): peptidyl-proline hydroxylation to 4-hydroxy-L-proline
Cellular component (GO): endoplasmic reticulum
Molecular function (GO): iron ion binding; L-ascorbic acid binding; procollagen-proline 4-dioxygenase activity
Source: RefSeq, a predicted model, not a curated record